AUGCGGAACCAGCAGCAAGUUUCUUUGGCCUUACAGGCACGCAGAGCACGAAGGCCUUCUGACGACGAGACGCAGCAGCAGCAGCAGAUGCUGCUGCUACAACACCAGCAGCUGCUGCAGCAGCAGCUGCUGCAGCAAAAGCAUCUGCAGCAGCAGCAGCAGUCCCUCCUCUCGCGAGCAGCUGUGAGCCUGGGGAUCCCCGUCGAGUCUCGCGUGGCUCCUCUUCAGGAUGCAGCAGCAGCAGCAGUUGCUGCUGCUGCUGCUGCUGUGGCAGCUGCUGCUGCUGCACCCAGCGCCGGCAUUACUCCAGGAGCUGCUGAGCAAGCAGCAAUUGAAGCAGCAGCAACAGCAGCAGAGUACACACAUCGUGUGCGCGCGAGACUUUCUGCAGGGUCUUCUGCCUCCAGCAGCAGCGACGCUCCUGCAGCAGCAGCAGCUGCUGCUGCUGCUUCUGUUGCAGCAGGCCAGGCGCUGCAGCGCCGCGCCAGCUGCAGUAGCAGCAGCAGCCGCCGCAGCAGCGCCAGCAGCACGUGGCUGCCGACUCUUCUUGCGCCCUCUGGCAGCAGCAGCAGCAGGUGUCCCUCAGAUAUGCACGUGAAGCACCACCCUCCCGCUGCUCCCGCUGCUGCUGCUGCUCCUCCCGCUGCUGCUGCUGCUGCUGCUGCUGCAGCUGCUGCUGCUGUAGGCUGCACUGCUGCUGCUGCUGCUGCUGACGCAGUGACUCCUUGCUGUGUGCCUUCUCUAGUGGCCCCACUGCGGCAUCAGCCACCGCAGCAGCAGGCCCAGCAGCAGCUGCAGCAGCAUCGUCACACACUUCAGCAGCAGCAGCAGCAGCAAGCGCUGCGGCAUGGGCAGCCCUCGCUGCUGCUGCCGUAUGCGGAGCCAGAGGGAACAGAUGCGGAGCCAAGAGAAUGGCAGCAGCAGCAGCAGCAGCACAGGGUUGCUGAGCUGCUGCAGCAGGAGCAGCAGCAAACUGAGGAGUAUUCGCCGCUGCGGCAGCUGCAGCCGCAGCUAGCGAGUCUUGAAGCCGAGCUCAAUCAGCUGCAGCUGCUGCAGCAGCAGCAGCAGCAACAGCAGAGGCAAGCUCACGCGUCAGGGCACGGUGGCCCAGAGCAGCAGCAGCAAGAGCAGCAGCAGCAGCAAGAGCAGCACCUGCUGCUGCCCUCACAGACCUGCAGUGAUGCAGCAUGCGAAGCUUGUAAACUGCUGCCAGAAUUUGCUGCUGAUGCCAUGCAGCUGAAGCAGCAGCUGGGCUUUUUGCUGCAGCGGCUGCGCAACACCCGUACAGCACCGCAUGCAGCAGCAGCAGCAGCAGCAAUGCCUGCUGCAGCGACAGGACCUGCAGAAGGAGUAAGGCCCGCAGCAGCAACAGUGCCUGCAGCCGCAGCUGCACCUGCAGCAGCAGCAGCAGAGCCUGGAGCACCAGCAGCAGCAACUGCAGCAGCAGCAACUGCAGCACCAGCAACUGCAGCAGCAGCAACUGCAGCAGCAGCAACUGCAGCAGCAGCAGCAUUUGCAGCUGACGCACCACGGGGAUCCCCACGUGGUUUUGGGCUUGUGGGUGCAGUGCAGCAGCAGCAGGGCGAAUCGCGGCAGUUGCUGCUGCAGCAACAGCAACAAGAGCAGCAGCAGCAGCAGCUCCAGCAACAGGACCAGCGGCAGCUGCUGCAGCAACAGCUAGCGCAGCAGCAGCAGCCCCAAGCGCUGCUGCAUGUGGAUCAUCUGGGGCUUCGCCAGACAGAGUUGCAGCAGCAGCUUCAGCAGCAGCGCCAGCAGCUGCAGCAGCAGCACGAGCUGCUGCAGCAGCAACGCCAGCUGAUACAGCAACAACAGCAGAAGACGGAAAAGCUGAAGCAACAAGUAGAAUUGUUGCAGGGGCGGCAGCAGCAAAUGCUGCAGCAGCUGCAGCAGCUGCAGCAGCUGCAACAGACUGCCCAAGAAGAAAACGCACAGCUGCAGGCAGCGCUGCUGUACUUUGUGACUGAGCACAAGCAGCAGAAGCAGCAGCUGCUGCUACUGCAGCAACAGUCUGCUGCUGCUGCAAAUGCUGCUGCAGGGGUCUCGGCGGCUCGCGGCGCGAAGGGAAGCAGCAGCCACAAGCGCCAACUGCAGCAGCAGCAGCACCAGAGACAGCAGCUGCUGCUGCUGUCUCCUUCAAGCGAAGCCAGCAGCGCAGCUAGCAGCUGGGUCCCCACAGCAACAACAGCAGCAACAGCAGCAUCUGAGGAUCUGCUGCAGCAGCCUGUGCGGCAGCAGCAGCUGCGUCAGCAGAUUGACAGCAAAAAGGCAGCAGCAAGUGCUGCUGCUGCACUAGUGAAGUCCACUCCAACACGCAGUGAAGCCAGAGCUGCUGCUGCUGCUGCUGCGCGGCACCGCCACCGCAGCAGCAGCAGCAGCAGACUAAGCGUGCCCAGCGUUUGCAUAUCUGAUAGCGACUGA
This is a messenger RNA of Eimeria tenella, 2439 nucleotides long. RefSeq lists its product as uncharacterized. The transcript has a single exon. The record is from RefSeq and is a predicted model, not a curated record. Gene Ontology annotation, cellular component: nucleus. The coding region runs from base 1 to 2439 and encodes 812 amino acids. NCBI's taxonomy places the organism in Eukaryota, Apicomplexa, Conoidasida, Eucoccidiorida, Eimeriidae. Gene Ontology annotation, biological process: intracellular signal transduction; positive regulation of apoptotic process. Gene Ontology annotation, molecular function: protein serine/threonine kinase activity.